Messenger RNA from Racocetra persica, 372 nucleotides. The record is from the annotation of a GenBank genome assembly. Lineage: Eukaryota; Fungi; Glomeromycota; Glomeromycetes; Diversisporales; Gigasporaceae.
GGCUCCAGUAUUCAUAUUAGUGAUUUUGUCUGUGAAUCUAUCGGGCGUCUCAAACUUUCAGACUAUGAAAUUGGUAUAAAUGACUUACUUUCUGAUUCUAUGUGUCUCAAAUAUACCGAAGCAGGUGUUGCUAUCUAUUCAGACAUAAAUCAUGAUACUCUAUUCAUGUUUGAUAAUAGUAGCAAUCAUAGUUCAUUUGCUAAAGAUGCCCUUUUGGUCUUGCAAAUAGGUAUGAAAGAUGAUACAAAAAAACCACUUCUUCAUGAUAAUACAAUACCUAAUAGUUCCAAGUAUAUAAUGAUUUAUAUAGACAAUGCUAAUGUAAAAAGGCCUAAGAGAAUUAAAUGGGUUCUUGAAAAAAGAGGUUUAUGA